Molecule: messenger RNA, 1831 nt
Organism: Rhizophagus irregularis DAOM 181602=DAOM 197198
Lineage: Eukaryota; Fungi; Glomeromycota; Glomeromycetes; Glomerales; Glomeraceae
Source: RefSeq, a predicted model, not a curated record
ACACCAAUGAUCUUCAUUUAUUUUUACACACCAAUGAUUAUCACAUGGAUUCUACGCCUAUUCGAUACACAUCCACGAGCUAUUUGCCUAACACAAAAUAUCAAAUUAGUAAAAUGCUCACACACUUUUUUACCUUACAAAAAGUUUUACCCCAACGUAUUCAACAAAAGUAUUUUGAUUUGAUUCGCCAAAAAUUACUGGAUCGAAUCGACUUUAUCAAGUCACGUGCUUCUAAUAGAACUUUGAAGAACACUCAUACAAAAACUUUCUUCUCGUUUUCUUAUAAGCGCUAUCGCUUCCACUUUGGUAUUUACGUUCCUUGUGAACAUGUUUGCACACCCGCUUUAUCUAAUUCUCUUACCCGGUGUCAUAGCCCGAGCCCUUUCGUCAUGUCUUUAAAUAGACGUGCUUGUGGUACUCAUCAACCUGAAUUUUCGAGAACAAAAAUUAAUCACCAUCUGAAACCUGUGCCUGAAUUGGACCCAGGAUAUACGAAUUCAAAAUCUUCACACGCUAAUCAUGUAUACGAUCUUUGGCAACAUCGAUGGAAAAAUGAGAUCUUUUCCAACCGCCUUGGCAUUCAGUACAAUGUAUGCUAUGUGGCUAACAGUACUAAUUUCGUGCGCAAACAUCCAGGCGCCUAUAUUUACAGGAAACACCUUUCGAAUUUCAAACUCAAUCAUAGCAGUAAUCCUGCAACGAAGCGCAAACAGGAAACCCGCUUCAAGAGACAUUGUGCAAGGGUGCUUAAAACUAUUGACCCUACCUCCCGCACUUUGAAAGAUUACAAACUCUCAGCUGGAAGACGUUUUCGCUUCCUAUUCGAUGAAUCACAACAUAUCUACUCACCUCUUCACCAUUUGAAAUUCAAAAAAUUUUUAACGGAGAAAUUAUUACCUGAUCCUGAUGAUUAUAUAUUUAAAAUAUCUCAUCACACGCUGCCGAAUUGCAGCACUACGUCACAACCUUUGACCUUAUCUAGGCCUUCUGGCGUUAAUACUAUCCCUCAUUAUUUGAAUGCCGCAGAAAUCGAGGCUCUCAUGGAUUCGUUAGAACCACUUCCUCGUAGCACUAUAUACUAUGGUUAUAAUCCCGUAGACCCGUCUAAAGUGAAUAGUAAUUACGACUCAUCCUCCGCUAACGGUAUGGGCACCACACUUAAACAUUAUUAUCGUCGAGGAAUAUCAACUCGACAACUGACGGUUCAUACUAAUGGAUUUCACGAGCAGAUGAAACAACCCCCACCUCCUCCAAUGCCUUGCAAAAAGAAACAACAUCGCAAGUGGAAGAAAUGGGUGGAAAAAUAUCAAGAAUACUACGACUAUACGUGCAUACCGUACGCUCCUCGGCCUUGUCACCCGGCUGACUACCAUCUAGAUCUCUUCGGUUUACCCUCAUACACCUCAGACGAAACUAAAUCGGUGAAAUACCGACCUAACAAGAGGGACACUUUGUCCUAUCCUUCCGCUUCGUCACAAUCACAUGACCACAAACGAUCAAGACCAGCGAAUAGUUUCCCUACUGACUCCCUAUUUUCUAGUCUUAAUUCUAAUUAAUUUAGUUUUUCUUAUUCUAUAUAUGUAUAUUGUUCAUGUAAUGAGUCUUAAACACUUUUUCUUAUUUUGCAUUCUACAUUUUGGCGUCUAUGAAUUACCCUUACGUCAUCAUGCACGUUUGUAUAUGUAUCAAACAAUUUAAAAUAGUGUGAACCAUUCCACUUAUGACAGUAUUGACAAGUGGCAGCCUUAGGGCUGAAAGCAAAAUACGGGUUUUAUUAAUUUUUCUUGUUUUUUUUUCUUGGGAUUUUGGUAAAAUUGUUUUUUUUUCUCUU